Messenger RNA from Esox lucius (northern pike), 3102 nucleotides. RefSeq names its product carboxyl ester lipase, tandem duplicate 2 (gene cel.2). Gene Ontology annotation, biological process: modulation of chemical synaptic transmission; chemical synaptic transmission; presynaptic membrane assembly. NCBI's taxonomy places the organism in Eukaryota, Metazoa, Chordata, Actinopteri, Esociformes, Esocidae. The transcript is spliced from 11 exons. The record is from RefSeq and is a predicted model, not a curated record. Gene Ontology annotation, molecular function: triacylglycerol lipase activity; neurexin family protein binding; sterol ester esterase activity. The coding region runs from base 724 to 2502 and encodes 592 amino acids. Gene Ontology annotation, cellular component: cell surface; postsynaptic specialization membrane; synapse.
AGGCCAAUGUGCUUUACUACAUUUAUGCUAUGCAUAAUGCAAGGUGAUUUGUCAAGCAAUUGACAGUCACCUGCAGUUGUACUAAUUGCUGGUUAGUUGCCAUGCCAACGUUUCCAGAGUUCUGGGCCUACGGGCCUAAUGUUUCCAUAGUUCUGGGCCUAAUGUUUCCGUAGUUCUGGGCCUUAUGAUUCCGGAGUUCUGGGCCUAAUGUUUCCAUAGUUCUGGGCCUAAUGAUUCCGGAGUUCUGGAGUGGCUUUUCAGUAUUAGAGGGUGUAUUUCCAUACUGAACCGCUGCCCAAUUUUUUAAAACCUUGGUUUAUUUUAAGUAACAUGUCUUAUUUUCCUCUUGAUGAGACACCAAUGUAAAGUUAUGUACAAUGCAUUUUGUGACUGAUUGAAAUAAGACCUAUUCUGUAAUAACAUUAUGGAUUACUUUCAGAUAAAUACCAUUUUGUGCUGAUAUUGAUUGGAAAAUACUGUCAUAACAUGCCAAAAUCUCUUAUCAAUAAGCUAACAGUUGGUGAUCAUAUCUGUGUGCGUAUACUCCUAACCAAUGGGAAUAGUGACUUGGAAACACACCUCCAACCCACCUCCAGAAAUAGCGCCUGAUAUCUACCUCUGUCACUGUAGAAACAACAGCCCAAACUCAGGGUCACAUACCUGUACUACCAUUCACCAGGAUUGCUUUAAUGUUUGCAUAUUCUCUUGAGACCUAAUUAGUCUAUGAAUUAUAUUGAGCUGCAAAAAGAGUUAAAUGCUAUUGGCCGUGUUAUUGCAUACUGCGGAAAUGGGAGGAGUCUACUGUGGUAUAAAAGGCCUGCUUCCAGGUCUCUCUGGGCUAGCAUAAUGAAGAUGCUGGGGAUUUUGGUUGCUGUUGCUCUGUUUAUGGGACCAGCCUCAGCCGCCACUCUUGGAGUGGUGUAUACUGAGGGAGGCAUGGUGGAAGGGAAUAACAUCAAUACUGAUGGACUAUUUCGCACCAUGGACGUCUUCAGAGGCAUCCCCUUCGCUGACAAGCCCGGAAAGUUUGAGAAGCCCAAGCGUCACCCUGGCUGGGAUGGUGUUCUCAAAGCCACUGAAUUCAAACCGAGGUGCAUGCAGGUGACCUUGCUCCAAAAUGACGUCCGAGGCCAAGAGGACUGCCUUUACCUGAACAUCUGGGUCCCUCAGGGCCGUAGUGUGUCCACUGGUCUGCCAGUAAUGGUUUGGAUCUAUGGAGGUGGUUUCCUGGUUGGAGGCUCGAGUGGCGCCAACUUUCUCAAUAACUAUCUGUACGAUGGGGAGGAGAUCGCCAACCGGGGCAAAGUUAUUGUGGUGACACUGAAUUACCGUGUGGGCACCCUGGGCUUCCUCAGCUCUGGAGAUGUUAGUGGACCUGGUAACUAUGGUUUGUGGGACCAACAUGCUGCCAUUGCCUGGGUGCAUAGGAACAUCCGUGCCUUCGGAGGAGACCCGAACAACAUCACCGUGUUCGGGGAGUCUGCUGGCGCUGCUAGCGUCAGUUUCCAGACGCUGUCUCCCCAUAACAAAGGGCUGAUUCGCAGGGCCAUCUCCCAGAGUGGCGUUGCUCUCUGCCCCUGGGGUGUCAACAAGAAUCCCCGUGCCUUUGCAGAGAUGGUCGCUGAGAAGGUGGGCUGCCCCAAGGAUGAUCAGAUGAUGACCUGCCUAAAACUCACUGAUGCUAGGGAUCUCACCCUGGCUGGCACCCUGCAACUCAACGGUUCCCCCUCCACCCCCAUAGUGGACAACCUUGCCCUCUCGCCUGUGAUCGAUGGGGACUUCCUACCCGAUCACCCGGGCAAACUGUUCCACAACGCAGCUGAUAUCGACUACCUUGCAGGGAUCAACAGCAUGGACGCCCACCUCUUCGCUGGCAUGGAUGUCCCCGACAUCAACGGGGUCAUUUCCGUUCCUGUGUCGGACGUGAAACUGCUCCUGGGUGCUUUGACCAAGAAGGGUGAGAAUGUUACCAACAGCGCUUUGGCCGAGUACUCAGCAGACUGGGGAACCAAGCCCAGCCAGGAGACUAUCAAGAAGACCGUGGUGGCCAUCGAGACCGACUACAUCUUCCUGGUUCCAACCCAAGUCUCCCUGUACCUACACGCCUCCAAUGCCCAGUCUGCUCAGACAUACUCCUACGUGUUCUCUGAGCCCAGUCGCUUGGCCGGGGCCGUCAAGCCCUACCCCAGCUGGAUGGAGGCCGACCACGCCGCCGACCUGCAGUAUGUGUUCGGCAAGCCCUUCACCACGCCACUGGCAUACUGGCCCAGGCACCGAGACGUCUCUAAAUACUUUAUCGCCUACUGGACCAACUUCGCCAGGACCGGAGAUCCCAACCAAGGAGAGUCCAAGGUGCCCGUGACCUGGCCUGCAUACACCCUGUCUGGGCAGAAGUAUCUGGAGAUAAACUCUAAAAUGAAUAAGAACUACGUCCAUGAGAAGAUGAGGGUGCGCUUUGUUAACUGGUGGUCAAACAUCUUGCCCAGCCUGCCCUCUGAAUGAUGUCAUUUCCCCUGAGUAUGGAUGCAUCUUAACAUUAUCACAGCACAUUCGUAGUGACACAGAUUGGUCUGGUCAUGCCACAAAUGUAUCACAAUAUAUAUUUCUGAUUGUUUCUGAUUUCUCAGACAAGGCUACUUGAUGAUCCUUUUUACAGUUCACCAGUAACAUUUUCAAAAAUUAUCAUAAAUGAACUUCAUGAACUCUACUAAUUAAAAUAUUUUUUCAAGGCAGAUGUUGAAAGAAAUUUGAAUAUUGGGGUGAACCUAUUCUUCCAAGCUCAGAAUUCAAAAUUCAAAGUGGAGUUUUUCUUCUCUAGUGUUUUAUUUUUUUUAUGCCAGCAGAGAUCACGGAUGCUUUACUGGAGAAAUCAAAUGUAUUUCAAUCAGCGAAUAUGGGUACACAGUUGUUGGGAUGAAGUAGCAGUUAAAACACCAGCCUAUAAAUUGAGCAACUCAGAACCAAUAUGGUUGAUUUUAGGGCCAACAGACAUUGAAAUUCAAUAAAAUGUUUUUGUAAUUGAAUUCAAUUACAAUUGGGACUUGUAUGUCCCAAUAAUUUCAUCUUUACAAAUUCAAUAUGUAUAUGUUCAUGUUCAAUAUG